GAUGUUGAACUGCUGGCGGUUCCACCGGUUUUUAAUUGUCAAUGCUGAAUCCACUCAAGUAAUCAUACAAGAACACACAUCAAGUUUCGUAUAUAAUCAUGCACACCUUCACAUUGAACUAACUCAUCUAAAAACUUACCUCUUAAGGCAGAAAAGAAGUUUAUUUAUUUAAAUUUUCGUCUUCAACAAAUUCAUAUAUAGGAUAUUAUGUUUAUUUUCCAAAAUUCCUACAGGUUCCCAAUCUGGCCAUAUAUCAAGUUGACAUUCUGUUUGUGGCUAGUGUUGCCAGUUUUCAAUGGAGCUGCUUACAUUUAUGAGAAUUUUGUGAGGAAAUAUGUCAAAGUUGGAAGCUAUGUGAACCCAAAUUAUCCUGAAGGUCAGAGAAGGGUACUUCAGAUGAUAAGCCUUGACGCCAGGAAAUCAGUCGAGAAAUACAUCGAGAAAUAUGGUCCAGAAGCCUUCGAUCGAGUUAUCAAAGCGGCUGAGAAAGAGGCGAAGAAACACUGACAAAUUAUUUUAAGUCCCUAAAAGUCCCAUUUAUCAGCUUUUCAUCCCCUUAAUUAUGAUUUGUUGAAGACUGAAUAAAGAUUAUAGAGCAGACAUGUAAUAGUGAAUAUGGGGGGAAGAUAAAACUAUUUAUUGAUUUUUUUAUUUUUAUUUUUUAUGUGGAUUAUUAACUAGCAGUGAUAAUAUUUCCACCAUUGUGCUCAAUAAAAGUUGCUGUUCAUCAAUGGAAAUAAUCUGAUUGAUUUU
This is a messenger RNA of Olea europaea var. sylvestris, 753 nucleotides long. Its product is annotated as HVA22-like protein f. The record is from RefSeq and is a predicted model, not a curated record. Lineage: Eukaryota; Viridiplantae; Streptophyta; Magnoliopsida; Lamiales; Oleaceae. The transcript is spliced from 2 exons. The coding region runs from base 208 to 507 and encodes 99 amino acids.